UUGGGAUUUCAAUUCAAAAAGCUCGGCUUUUUUCCGCUUUUUCCUUUUUUCCUUCUCAUCUUGUAUUUAUUCUAUUCGUUUCUGUUACUACUUCGCUGUUGUGCUAAUCAAAUUUAGGAGCACGCAGAGUUUCUUUCUUUCCUUAGGGUUUUUUUUUUGGGGCCUUCUCUGUGAUUUCCGGUCUCUUCUCUUCGAUUUUCUUGAGAUCUUAUCAAUUGUACCGUCAUUGUAAGUGCUUCUCUCUCGCUAAUACCGUCGAAUUUUCGCCGUCUGCUCCGUGCACUGAGAAUCCUCUAAAUUUCAUGAGGAGGACUUUUGCCUGUUUUUGGAUAUAUGUCCAUGUUGGUCUCUGAUUACAGUGGCUGGGUAUGCUUUCAUUGAUGUGACUUGAUCGGUUAUUGUGAUGAUGAUAAUUAUUGUAAGCCUUUUCAAGGUAGAAGAAGCUUUCAUUUGGUUGUAGAAGAUCAGGAUUGGGGUUUUCUGGUGUUGGGUGUUCUAGAUAUGAUAAAGCAGAUAUUCGGGAAACGCAAGGCCCCAAAGUCAUCCCACAGUGAUUCGAACGGUGAUGGAGGGGUUAAUGGUGCAUUGUCUGUGAACUCUUCGUUUGGGUCCAAUUCCAAUAGUGCCUUGAAAUCCAAUUCAGCUUCUUCAAAAUCUUCAAAUUCUCCUUCGGACGGGUUGCGGCCAGGUAAUGGGAUUCUCGCAACGAGUUCAAAUAAAACAAAUCAUCCUAAGAAAUCAGCUGCAGCUUCUACGACGCAAGUGGGUUCUGUAACGGCUCCUGGAGUUUAUGAGGCAUUGCCAAGCUUUCGUGAUGUUCCUAACUCAGAAAAACAAAAUUUGUUCCUUAAAAAGUUGAACAUUUGUUGUGUUGUAUUUGAUUUUAGUGAUCCUGCUAAAAAUCUUAAAGAGAAGGACAUCAAGCGGCAAACUUUGCUUGAGCUUGUUGAGUAUCUUUCCUCUGUAUCUUCGAAGUUUAAUGACAUAGCAAUGCAGGAGAUCACAAGGAUGGUGGCAGCCAAUUUAUUUCGAACUUUACCAUCUCCCAAUCAUGACAGUAAGGUAGCAGAUCUGUAUGAUGUUGAGGAGGAAGAACCUGCUUUGGAACCAGCUUGGUCACAUCUGCAAAUCGUGUAUGAAUUUCUUUUUAGAUUUGUAUCUUCACCAGAGACUGAUGCAAAACUUGCUAAAAGAUACAUUGAUCAUUCAUUUGUGUUGAGAUUGCUUGACUUAUUUGACUCCGAGGACCAGAGAGAGAGGGACUACCUGAAGACUGUUCUCCACCGUAUUUAUGGAAAGUUCAUGGUGCAUCGGCCAUUCAUUAGAAAAGCGAUAAACAAUAUCUUUUAUCGGUUCAUAUUUGAGACAGAGAAACACAAUGGAAUCGCAGAGUUGCUAGAGAUAUUGGGCAGCAUAAUUAAUGGAUUUGCUCUGCCUUUGAAGGAAGAGCAUAAGUUAUUUCUUGUCCGUGCCUUGAUUCCCCUUCACAAGCCCAAGUGUGUAUCGAUGUAUCAUCAGCAGCUUUCAUAUUGCAUUACUCAGUUUGUUGAGAAAGAUGUCAAGUUAGCUGAUACUGUGAUUAGGGGACUUUUGAAGUAUUGGCCGGUGACUAAUAGCUCAAAGGAAGUUAUGUUCCUCGGUGAAUUGGAGGAAGUCUUAGAGGCCACCCAGCCAGCAGAAUUUCAGCGUUGUGUGGUUCCAUUAUUCCGUCAGAUUGGUAGAUGCCUCAACAGCUUACAUUUUCAGGUAGCCGAACGGGCUUUGUUUCUAUGGAACAAUGAUCAUAUCAGGAAUUUGAUUACGCAAAACAGCCAGGUGAUACUACCUAUAAUCUUCCCCGCUUUGGAGAAAAAUACACGGGGCCAUUGGAACCAAGCAGUUCAGAGCUUGACCCUUAACGUGAGAAAAAUAUUCUCAGAUGCUGAUCAGGCGCUUUUUGACGAGUGCUUGGUGAAAUUCCAACAAGAUGAAAUCAAGGAGAGGGAAAAACAGGACAAGAGAGAAUCCAUAUGGAAGAAACUAGAAGAUGUAGCAGCGGCUAAGGUUGUCAGUAAUGAGGCCGUCCUGUUCAAGGUUUGCGUCUUCUGUUACCAUCACUUCAAGUGCAAAGCAAUGAGCAACUACUGGAAGUUAAGAGGUACUGGGGAUGCAAAUUGCAAGACCUGACCACAUGAUGAGAUGAAGAACUAAAGUAAAUGCAUCCAGUUAGUAUCUAGCAUGUAUAAUUUUGCUGGAGAAAGCUGGGAAUGAGUCUUGUGAAGGAGGGCUCUCCUCAUCACCCGGGCUCUCGGCUCCUUCCUUUAUGCUCUUCAUCCAUGGGUUGUAUAAUAUGUACCAUAAAGGAUCUGAUUUAUAAUUGGCAGUGCUUGUUUAGAGUUCUAGUUCUGGCAUUGCGCAGUGAUACAUAAAGCAAUCAUUUUCCUUAUUUUAUCCUCUCUGUAAUAUUGAAGGUGAUUCCAUUGCGUCGCAGCCUUUGCAGGUGAAGGUUUCAUUCUCUCAUGUACUCAUUCGCGUGGAACUCAUAAGGAAGCCUAAAGCGUGUCCUGA
Neltuma alba is the source of this 2547-nucleotide messenger RNA. RefSeq names its product serine/threonine protein phosphatase 2A 59 kDa regulatory subunit B' gamma isoform-like. The record is from RefSeq and is a predicted model, not a curated record. Gene Ontology annotation, cellular component: protein phosphatase type 2A complex. Gene Ontology annotation, molecular function: protein phosphatase regulator activity. Gene Ontology annotation, biological process: signal transduction. NCBI's taxonomy places the organism in Eukaryota, Viridiplantae, Streptophyta, Magnoliopsida, Fabales, Fabaceae.